ACUGAUGAAAUCAACUUCCUGAGAUACAUCUUUGAGGAGGAACUGUGUCAGAUGCAGGCAAUCAGCCGGGACCUGUCUGUGGUGGUGUCUAUGGACAACAACCGGCACCUGGAUUUUGACAGCAUCAUUGAGGCGGUCAGGCGCCAGUUCGAGCAGAUUGCUCAGAACAGCAGAGCUGAAGCUGAGGCUUGGUACCAGAGCCGGUAUGAAGAGCUGCAGAACACUGCUGGGAGGCAUGGCGACAGCCUCCGCAACACCAAGAUAGAGAUCCAAGAGUUGACCAGGAACAUCCAGAGGCUGCGGGCCGAGAUUGAGAAUGUGAAGAAGCAGAAUCAUCAGCUGCAGUCAGCUAUUGCUGAGGCCGAGGAACGGGGUGAGAUGGCCCUCAAGGAUGCCAGGAGGAAACUGGAAGAGCUGGAAUGUGCCCUGAGCAAAGACAAGGAAGAGCUGGCUCGCUUGUUGAAGGAGUACCAGGAGCUGCUGAACAUCAAAAUUGCGCUGGACGUUGAGAUUGCCAUGUACAGGAAGCUGCUGGAGGGAGAGGAGAACAGGCUCUGUGGAGAUAACCCAUCCAAUGUCAAUGUCUCUGUGGUAGGCAGAACCACCAUUGCUGGAGGCAGAGCUGGUGGCUUUGGAGCCAGCAAUGGCAUGGGAGGAGGAGUAUGUGCAGUUGGAGGAGGAAGCAUCAUUGGAGGCAGCUGUGGCGUGGGAGGAGGAAUACUCAGUGGUGGCUUCUCUUCUGGGAGUGGAAGAAUGUGCAGCUCCGCAGGUGGCAACUUCAUCUCAGGAGGUGGAUCCUCCUCUGUGCGGAGAUGUGUCACAACCACGACGGUCAAAUCUUCAGGUGUAAAAUACUGA
This is a messenger RNA of Phaethon lepturus (White-tailed tropicbird), 858 nucleotides long. RefSeq names its product keratin, type II cytoskeletal 6B-like. The annotation marks the transcript as partial. Gene Ontology annotation, cellular component: keratin filament. Gene Ontology annotation, molecular function: structural constituent of skin epidermis. Gene Ontology annotation, biological process: keratinization; intermediate filament organization. The transcript is spliced from 6 exons. NCBI's taxonomy places the organism in Eukaryota, Metazoa, Chordata, Aves, Phaethontiformes, Phaethontidae. The record is from RefSeq and is a predicted model, not a curated record.